Labrus bergylta (ballan wrasse) is the source of this 4597-nucleotide messenger RNA. NCBI's taxonomy places the organism in Eukaryota, Metazoa, Chordata, Actinopteri, Labriformes, Labridae. The record is from RefSeq and is a predicted model, not a curated record.
GCAUCACAGCCACGCCAGCCUCCGUCACCGGAUACCAACGAGGAAGAAGGAGCUAAAAAACACAACAGCAGCUCUUCCUUCUCCUCCUGAUUGCACUCCUCACAUCAGACUGACUCCUCUACACCUUCAAGACUAGGACUUAUGCUCCCCCAAGCAGGAGGAGAACACCUCCAUCGUCAUGGGCAACCAGGAGGCAAAACAGAAGAGAGCAGCGGCGGCUGCAGGGAACGGCAGCUACCCAUCUCUGGAUGAAGGAUGGAGGGAGGGAGGGGGGGAAGUGACGAAAAAGGGAGGAAAGAAACACCACAGUAAGCACGGGGGAGGAGCGGGGGGGCAUGGCUCAGUACCAACGAAGAAGAAAAACAAAUCAGAGUCCAAGUCGUCCGUUUUCUCCAUCAGGAAGAAGAAGAGCAACCUGAGAGGACGAGGAGACGCAUCGUCAUCGGUCACCGGGUCGAGAGAGGACGUGUUACAGUCCAACCAUGAGGAUGGGAGUAAGACUCCCCCCCUGUCCAACGACGAGCUCGACCCUGAGCCCCCCCUUCCCGACAGGAGACCAGGCAGAGGAGGCGAGGAGGCAGGCAAGGAGGAAGGCAAGGAGGCAGGGAAGGAUGGAGGAGAGAAGGAGGCGCAGAGGAAAACCUCAACAGCAGCUACGUCCCCCUUUGAGCAAGUGGGGGUGCCGCGGGGGGGCAGCUCAGGUUCGGACACGGACAUCUACAGCUUCCAUUCGGCUGCGGACCAUGACGACCUGCUCGCCGACAUCCAACUCGCCAUCAGGCUGCAGCACCAGGGAAGGGGGGGCUGGGGGGGAGGAAAUGGGGGGAGGAAACAGAGUAAUGGAGGAGUUAAAUUUACCCCCGAGCCGGUUGACCUCACCCCCGAGUUAGAGUUGGGAUCUGACGCCCUGUCCUUUCUGGAGACCAGACCCCCUCUCACUGACCCCCCCUCACACCCAGGACCCCCCCUCACUCAACCCCUCUCUGACACAGGAGCCCCUCUACCUCACCCCCCCUCACAAACAGGACCCCCGCCUGUCUCUGUGGACCCCCCCUUUCUCAUGGAGGUGCAGGAGAGGAGUGGGGAGGAGUAUCAGGGGGAAGGGGGGAGAGAAGCCCCUCUUUGUACUGUUACAAAGGACCAGCAUGCUUUGCUACAGCAGUUCCCUCACACAGGGGUUGCCAUGGAUACAGCAGGGGGGGCAGCAGCCAGCAUGGUCUCCAUGACGACCAGCGGUAACAGCCUCCCUGACCUCCUGUUUGAUGGUACUGAGAGACCCUCAGGGGAGGAGGGGGAGGCAGGACAAGAAACCAUGCAGGAGGAUCAGGGGCAACCGGAUGUGGAUCUGAGCGGGCCGGAUGUGGAUCUGAGCCCCCCCCCAAAAGGUCAGAGCGUUGGGUGGAGCUUUGAGUGUGGUGGAGGUGAUGGGGGUGAUGGGGCUGAGGUCUGUGAGGAAGGGGGGGAUCUGCUUGACUCGGGUACCAGUGCAGAGUCUCUGGAGGACUACCUGAGUCCUUUAUCUGACCCCGCCCCACUCUCUCAGAGUAGGAGAGGCUUCCUCCUCCCCCAGGGAAGCCCCCCCUUGGCCAAAAGCCUCCUCAGGUCCUCCCAUGCUCCCUCUUCCUCCUCCUUGCCAGGGGUCAAACCUUACCCCCCCAUCUUCCCCUCCUACAUUAAGACCACCACCCGCCAGCUCAGCUCCCCUGGGGUGUCCCCUGCCCUCUCCCCCUCCCACAGCCCAAUCUCUCCCCGCAGGAUUCACCAUCACCUGAGCAGGUUGGUGAGUGGGGCUCAGACCACCAGCAGGAGGCGCUCUCGCAGCCUGGCCAGCUCUCUCAGUCGUUCAGCUGAUUGGACGGAGGAGCUGGAGAGGAGGAUGAGGAGCAGAGAGGAGGAAGGAGGAGGAUCAAGAGAAUACCUGCUGACCUUUAGAGGAGGAGGUGGAGGCAGUCAACCGCUGUGCUCCACCAGGAGGUCCUCCUGUGGACAGGUGUGCUCCUCCUUCCAGGACGUCUUUACAGGGCGCACCCUGCUGGAGAAGUUGUUCCUGCAGCAGCAGCAGGAGGCGGAGCCUGAGGAGGCGGAGCGACUGUGUUCAAGGAUUUUGGCGAUGGGUCUAUUGUUGCCGUUCACUGAUUGCUUUAGAGAGCAGCUGGGAGGAAGCCCCGCCCACAUCAGCUCCACGGCACCAACCAGGUUUGAUCAUGAGCAGCUGUACACCUGGGCCGCUGUCAAUCAGCCUACUCAGAUUCUGGAUCACCUGAUUACAGUGAGACCAGGACCAGGAGAGACCAGGACCAGACUGAAGUCUACAGAGACAGCAGAGGACGGUCUGGAACACACGGCGGCCAUGUUGGAUUUGAAGCAGCAGCAGGAGAGUCAGGAGAAGGAGAGUUUGGUGUCGUCGUCCAAACUGAAGGAGAAACAUGUGAAUGUCAUCCAGCAGCUUGAACAAACCAUCGAAGAUCUCAGGACUAAGAUCGCUGAGCUAGAGCGACAGCCCCCCCUGCUGGACAGAGACACAAUGACAGUACCACCCUCCACCACUGACAGGGAGGUUGGGGGGGAGGAGGGACUGAUGAGGGCACUGUGUGACGCUCACCUGCAGACCUCCACCCCAGACCUCCUGGAGGCCAAAUCAGUGCAGACCUCCCCUCUGGACGAAUGCUUCAAAGUGCCUUUUACUAAGGGGGGCGGAGUCAGCAGCUCUGAGCCACCCCCACCUCCGCCUCCACUAGAGGGCUUCAGGUGUUCAUGUCAGAUGCAGCCUACUCUGGUCCCUCCCCCUCCUCCUUUACCAGGAGACUCAAUCCCACCUCCUCCUCCUCCUACAAUACCUGUAGGUACAGCAGGUCCUCCACCCCCACCUCCUCCUCCCCCACCCCUUCCUGGAGGCCUUGCUCCACCCCCACCUCCUCCUCCUCCUCCUCCACCCCUUCCUGGAGGCCUUGCUCCACCCCCACCUCCUCCUCCUCCUCCUCCUCCUCCACCCCUUCCUGGAGGCCUUGCUCCACCCCCACCUCCUCCACCCCUCCCUGGUGGCCUAGCCCCACCUCCUCCUCCAUUACCAGGAACAGGAGGCCCUCCACCUCCUCCACCCCCUCCAGGCUGUGGUCCUCCACCACCACCUCCUCCACCAGGAGCGGUCUUUGCUCCUCCUGGCUCUCUGGGCUUCCUGCCUCCUCCUCUCCCGAUGGGGUUGUACGCUCUGGGUGUGCCACAGGAGAAACCCCCCAGAAAGGCGGUGGUGGAGCCCCCCCGACCGAUGAAGCCACUAUACUGGACUCGGAUCCAGCUUAACACCAAAAAGGAGGUUUCUUCUUCAUUGGUAUGGGAGACCAUCGAGGAGCCUGACAUGGACUUUGAGGAGUUUGCAGAUUUGUUUUCGAAAUCAGCUGUUAAAGUUAAGAAGCAGCCGCUGUCGGACACCAUCACCAAGUCCAAAGCCAAACAGGUAGUGAAGCUCCUGAACAACAAGCGCUCUCAGGCUGUCGGAAUCCUAAUGUCCUCUCUACAUCUGGACAUGAAGGACAUUCAGCACGCCAUACUGAACUUGGACAACACAGUGGUGGACCUUGAGACGCUGCAGGCUCUCUAUGAAAAUAGGGCCCAGCAGGACGAACUGGACAAGAUAGAAAAGCACAUCAAGUCAUCCAAAGACAAGGAAAAACCUCUGGACAAACCAGAGCAAUUCCUCCGCCAGCUCUCCCUGAUCCCAAACUUCUCUGGACGAGUAUUCUGCAUCCUCUUCCAAUCCAGCUUCUCAGAGUGCAUGUCAUCUAUAACCAGAAAACUGGACACGUUACAGAGAGUGUGCAAGGCACUGCAGGACAGUGAGACGGUGAAGCGGAUUCUGGGUCUGGUUCUGGCCUUUGGGAACUAUAUGAAUGGAGGGAAUCGAACCAGGGGCCAAGCUGACGGAUUCUCACUCGAUAUACUGCCCAAGCUAAAGGAUGUGAAGAGCAGUGACGGCUUGAGGAGUCUGCUCUCCUACAUCGUGUCUUAUUACCUCCGACACUUUGACCAGGAUGCUGGUAGAGAGACAUGUGUGUUUCCUAUCCCGGAGCCUCAUGAUCUGUUUCAGGCAUCUCAGAUGAAGUUUGAAGAUUUCCAAAAAGAUGUGAUCAGACUGAGGAAGGACCUGAGAGGUGUACACACACACACACACACACACACACACACACACACACACACACACACACACACACACACACACACAUUGAUCAUUUUUUUGGAUGGUCUGAUUAUGAUUUGUGUGCUGUGUGUGUGUGUGUUUGUGUGUUUCCUCUCAGUGUGUACAUCCGAGGUAGAGAAGGUGUGUAAGGUGUCAGAAGAGGAGAAUCUGCAGCCUUUUAAAGAUAAGAUGGAUGACUUCCUCGCACAAGCUAAAAGUGAGCUGGAGGCUCUGGAGGCUCAGCUCAGCAGCACUCACUCUCUAUUCCUCGAGCUCUCAGUUUCCUUCUCUGUGAAACCGAAGGCCGGAGAGAAAGAAGUUUCUCCGAACACGGUGUUCAGCGUCUGGCACGAAUUCUCCUCCGACUUCAAAGAUCAGUGGAAGAAAGAAAACAAAGUGAUUCUCAAAGAGAGGUGAAAAACA